CUGAACACCACUAUACUUCAGAACAGCGAGUGUGUUUUUCUCUCAGAAAAAACACACGCAAACCCACUUUCUCUCUCCAAAUUCAAACGUCCUGUUUGGCAAAUUAGGGAUCUGAAAGAGGUCAAGAAAUAUGAGCCGAUACAACAGCGACCCUAACCCAUUCGAUGAAGAAGAAGAAGUGAAUCCCUUCUCGAAGGGCGCGGUUGCUCCGGCAUCAAAGGCACGCAUUCCUCCUUUGGGACAUGAAGCUAUGGGAUUUGGGCACAAUGAUGCAACAGUUGACAUUCCACUUGAUACAAUGAAUGAUUCAAAGAAAAAGGGGAAAGACCUCGCAUCUUGGGAAGCAGAUCUUAAAAGGAGGGAAAAGGAAAUCAAAAGGAGGGAAGAUGCUGUUGCUAAAACUGGCAUUACCCCGAAUGAUAAAAAUUGGCCACCUUUUUUCCCUAUCAUCCAUCAUGAUAUAGCAAAUGAAAUACCCAUCCAUGCCCAAAGGAUACAGUAUUUGGCUUUUGCCAGUUGGUUAGGUAUUGUCCUUUGUCUUGUCUUCAAUGUAAUUGCUGUGACAGUAUGUUGGAUUAGAGGCGGAGGUGUCAAAAUCUUUUUCCUUGCCAUAAUCUAUGCGCUGAUGGGAUGUCCACUUUCAUAUGUCUUGUGGUACAGACCUCUCUAUCGAGCAAUGAGGACGGAUAGCGCAUUGAAGUUUAGCUGGUUUUUCGUGUUCUACCUGAUUCAUAUUGGUUUCUGUAUAUUUGCUGCUAUUGCUCCUCCAAUUGUCUUCCAUGGGAAGUCUUUGACGGGCAUCCUUCCAGCAGUUGAUGUCUUCUCUGACCAUGUGUUGGUUGGGAUUUUCUACUUAGUAGGGUUUGGCCUGUUUUGCUUAGAGUCACUUCUCAGCUUGUGGGUCCUUCAGAAAAUCUAUAUGUACUUCAGGGGGAACAAGUGAGAGAUAAUGUAGGGUUGGAACUCGGAUACAGUUUUUCAAGUGUUGCUGCUUCUCACUUCUCUGGGUGGUUUGGUAGAUUCCUCUUUCUAUUAUUAUAUAUAUGUUCAUUUCUUCUUCCUUUUUUUUUUUUUUUUGUGAGUAACAUAUUCCAAACCCAGGGAGCAUUAUAUUCCAAAAAUUACUGAUAUAUAUUGUGUUCAGCGUCAAUAUGGAAAGAAGAAAUGUCUCUUGUUUUGAUAAAUAA
Messenger RNA from Populus nigra (black poplar), 1187 nucleotides. Its product is annotated as secretory carrier-associated membrane protein 4. Gene Ontology annotation, biological process: protein transport. The transcript has 12 exons. Lineage: Eukaryota; Viridiplantae; Streptophyta; Magnoliopsida; Malpighiales; Salicaceae. Bases 131 to 943 code for a protein of 270 amino acids. The record is from RefSeq and is a predicted model, not a curated record. Gene Ontology annotation, cellular component: recycling endosome membrane; trans-Golgi network membrane.